UUUAAACGUCACGCGCCGGGCUCUGCUUCUGGCCUCAAGGGUUUGAACAUGUCGCGCCUAAAGGGAGUGGCGGAGCGGGAUACCCGAGUGGGUUUCAGAGCUGAGAGGAAAGAAGACUUCGGUGCUUCAGUACCGCAGGGGCUGUUAAAGGCAGCGAGGAAGAGCGGCCAGUUAAACCUGUCGGGUCGGAAUCUCAGUGAAGUACCUCAGUGUGUCUGGAGAAUAAAUGUGGAUAUUCCUGAGGAAGCUAAUCAGAAUCUUUCAUUUGGUGCUACUGAGCGAUGGUGGGAGCAGACGGAUUUGACCAAACUGAUCAUAUCCAACAAUAAACUUCAGUCACUUACAGAUGACCUACGACUCCUGCCUGCGCUCACUGUUCUUGAUAUACAUGAUAAUCAGCUGACAUCCCUUCCUUCUGCUAUAAGAGAGUUAGAAAAUCUUCAGAAACUUAAUGUCAGCCAUAAUAAACUGCAAAUACUUCCUGAAGAAAUUACAAAUCUAAGAAACCUGAAAGGCCUAUAUCUCCAGCAUAAUGAACUAACUUGUAUACCAGAGGGAUUUGAACAACUUUUCAAUUUAGAAGAUUUGGAUAUUUCCAACAAUCGUCUUACAACUGUUCCUGCUAGUUUUUCGUCUCUCUCCAGUCUGGUGCGACUCAAUCUUUCCAGUAAUCAGCUGAAGAGUUUGCCAGCAGAAAUAAGUGGAAUGAAAAGAUUAAAGCAUUUGGAUUGUAAUUCAAAUCUCUUAGAAGCUGUACCUCCUGAAUUGGCUAACAUGGAAUCACUAGAAUUGCUUUAUUUGCGGAGGAAUAAAUUACGUUUUCUACCAGAAUUUCCUUCUUGUAGAUUAUUAAAGGAAUUAUAUGUAGGUGAAAACCAGAUUGAAAUAUUAGGACCAGAACAUCUUAAGCAUCUGAAUUCUAUCCUUGUGCUAGACCUGCGGGAUAAUAAGUUAAAAUCUGUUCCAGAUGAAAUUACACUACUACAGUCUUUGGAAAGGCUUGACCUAAGUAACAAUGAUAUUAGUAGUCUACCAUGUUCGUUGGGAAAACUUCAUUUGAAAUUUCUGGCACUAGAAGGAAAUCCUUUGAGAACCAUACGAAGAGAAAUUAUAAAUAAAGGAACCCAAGAAGUCUUAAAAUAUCUGCGAAGUAAGAUUAAAGAUGAUGGACCUAGCCCAAGUGAUUCUGUUAUUGGGACUGCCAUGACACUACCAAGUGAAUCCAGAGUCAAUGUACAUGCUAUCAUCACAUUAAAAAUAUUAGACUAUAGUGGUAAACAAACAACUUUAAUUCCUGAUGAAGUAUUUGAUGCAGUAAAAGGCAACAUUAUCACUUCUGUUAACUUCAGUAAGAAUCAGCUUUGUGAAAUACCUAAAAGGAUUGUGGAACUGAAGGAAAUGGUUUCUGAUGUCAAUCUCAGUUUUAAUAAGCUUUCCUUUAUAUCCUUGGAAUUAUGUAUGCUUCAAAAAUUGACUUUUUUAGAUCUCAGGAACAAUUUUUUAAAUUCUUUGCCUGAAGAAAUGGAAUCGCUGAUUAAACUACAAACAAUUAAUCUUUCCUUUAACAGGUUCAAAAUACUACCUGAAGUUCUGUAUCACAUCCCCACACUUGAAACAAUUUUGAUUAGUAACAAUCAGGUUGGAUCUGUGGACCCUCAGAAAAUGAAGGCAAUGGAAAAUCUGAUCACAUUGGACCUUCAAAAUAAUGACCUCCUACAAAUUCCACCAGAGCUUGGUAAUUGUGUGAACUUAAGAACACUACUACUAGAUGGAAAUCCAUUCCGUGUUCCUCGAGCAGCCAUAUUAAUGAAAGGAACAGCUGCUAUUCUGGAAUAUUUGAGAGACCGGAUUCCUACUUAAAUUGGAGUUGUUUUAUAAUCUUGGUCAUGUUAAUUCUUAGACUUCUUACAUUGAUAAGUAACAUUUUUCUAAGGUAUCGUGCGUUCGUAAUGGUGAUAACCACAUACAGUAUUCAUGCAUUUGUUCUGAAUGUUUUGCAUAAAUUUAUCUUACUUUCAUUUGUUAUAGCAAACAAUUUCUUCAAAAUAAAUUUUUAUUUAAAUUAGUUUGAUAUUUUUAUAAUGAUAAAGCAUUUUUGUAGAAGUGGGAUUUUUCCCACCAUUUCUGUUUGUGUUACAUAUAAUGUGACCAAUUGAUUUGAAUAUGACCAUCUAAUUUCUACCUCUUUGUUAGAUAUAAAAUUGAAUUGAAUUUUAUUCAAAACUGUUCUUUGGCAUUUAAAAAAAUAAGGCUUUUCCUUACCCAUGUUAAGAUUUUUGUGUUGUGGUUGGUCUUGGUAUAAGUUUUAAAUUAACAUUCACUGUCUUGCUUUUGUUUUAAUCUAGUUGAGAUGUUUCUUUUCUAGCCUUUUCCCCACAUUUUAUGAAACCGUUUUGUCAUAAUUUCUAAUGUAACAGAAAUGUUACAUGAGGUGUAGUUAUUGGUAGAGAAAACAGUAAAAGUGUUGUUUAAAUUGCUCUCAUAAUUUUGAAUUUAAAACAUGACAAGUUUUUUAAAAACGAUUUCUUACUAUUAAGUUUCUGUACAGUAACCCAGUAAUUCCAGAUUCAAGAAAUUUAAAGGGAUUGGAUCUGCAUAUUUUCCCCUCAGACUGUUUACAAAUACCUUUUGUUCUUCUUUAAAAAAAAGUACUGAAGAGCUUAUUUUAAUUCUAUAGAUAUCACAACAGAAAGUAAUUAAUACCAUAUACCGCAUAGAAAUCUUCGAAAUUUCUUAAAUGACUUACUAAGCAGAUAUUUGUAUACAUUCUCUACUCUGUUGAUGUGUUCUAAUCCAACCUUGUGCAUUUUUUUUUUUUUUAAAUUUCCAGGGCCUUACUUUUCAAAUUUACUUCUAAUCUUCAUAAGACUAAACUUGUAGUCAUGUGGAAAUUUUCUAAAAGGGAUUUUGUGACAGGUUAACUUGAUUUAGUAAAAAUAAAAUAGAAAUAUUUUUAUUUACACCCAAAAUUUCAGAGGUAGGCUGAUCAGUCAUUAUAAAACUUACCAUGUGAUUUUAUUAAGUAGCCAAUCCACAGACUGUUUAUUAACUUAUAUAGAUAGGUAGGUAGGUAGCUAGCUAGCUUUUGGGUGAUUGAGGCAUGCUUAUAUUAUGAAAAAACUCAUUACUAAUAAAGAUGUUCAUAAUAAAAGUUACACUUUUCAAAUAUUGAUUAUAAUGGUUGUUUUUGGCUUAAAAAAACAUGUCCUUUUCAUACUACAACUCUGGCUAAGAAAUCUGCUUUGAUAUUAAACAAAAGACACUUUACAAUAAGGUGACAUUUUAUUAUUUAUACAAUAAAGAGACUUUUAUGUUAUUCAAAACACGUUUUUAAAUACUGAAAAAGUUGAGUACACCAAAGCCGAAAAAUGGCUCUGCUAUACACUGCACAGCAUUAUUUUAGUCCCUGUAUUUUGUAUCUGUACAGAAAGCAUCUUCAGAAUGCAUUCUAAUCACAUUGUACACCUUUACCAAUUAGUGUCAAUACAUAAAAUAAACUGGAGAGUACAGCUUGCAUUUGCAAAUUAACUGACAAAGUAAUUAAUUUCACUGAUUCAGUAAAUUUAAAAUAUAGAUUCAUAGGACUCCUUUGCACAUAAAAUGAAGCAGCUUUCAAGGUCAUUAUGGUCUCAUACUGCAAAAAAACCAUUAAGUACAUUCACAAUCUAUGUUAAUAAAGUAGUAAAUAUGUCUUCAUUCAGUUUUUAUUUACAUCAAUAUGUAGUUCAACUAAAAAGUACUGUUAAUUGUGAUACAUUUUUUAGCACAUACAAAAAUGACAACUUUUUAUAUAUAAUUGAAGCUCAAAAUCACAAUUAUCUCAAAAUAUUAAUUACAAUACAGCCAUCUCAAUUAAACAUGUCAUGAUUUAAUUUUUUUUUAUAAAAUGGUAAAAUUUUUUACUAAAGUAAGCAAUUUAUUUUGAAUUUACUAGAGUUCAUCCAUGUAGAAAACCUUAAAUGUUAAGAGGUGUUUCUUGCCCCCUCCCACCCAAAUUUGUAUACAGCCACCUAGGCUAGCAAAGAGACAGAAAAGGCCCCAAUUUAUAAAGAUUAAGCCUCUUUUGCUAUACUGCUGUGGCUUGUUUUUAUUCCAUAAAAGCUUUACAAGGGGAGAGUCAAUAAACUAUGCAUUGAAAUGCAUGCAUUAAUAUACAAUAUGUCUAUGUAAAAUGUUAGUGUUUACCAGUGCACAUUAAAAUGUUCACAAAGACUGCAAAAGAAGUCAAAAGUAGCAUUUAUAAAGAUCUACCAGUUGCAAACUGUGAACUUGAAAACUACUUGAUAACAUAAUGAAAUUUCUUUGAGAACAGAUCCCAAUUCAAGUUCUUUCUCUGGCUAAAGGAGUUCUAGUUACUUGGCCUUAAGAUGUCACUGUUGUGCUGCACAUAUGGUAGUGAAGUCAGAUGUUGAAAAAGAGUGAGUCUAGAGACUGUCUUCAUCUUACUAAAAUAGUGGCCCAAUGUUGCAUCACUGCGUAGGAAUUUUUCUUAAAGAAGAGUGAAAUAUUUCACUAACUGAAUUAUAUGAUCUCAAAGGAAAAAUGGAUAAUUUGUAUGUGUGCACAUGUGUUUAGCACAUGAAAAAUAUUAAUAUAAAUAGGUGGAAUUAGAACUUCUUUACACAGUAAUAAAAGGAUUGUGUCAUGUCCCCCCUCCCCCAUAACUAAGAUCCAAAGUAACCAAUUGUCAAGUAGUUUAGGAAUGAAAGAAUAAUUUUCAUGGAUACUUAAAAUUCUAAAAACCUAGUAUCUAAUAUCCUUUUACUUAUAAUUCUUUACAGACCAAUUAAAAAUCUGUCGCUGUCUAUUUAGAAUUGCUGCUGUUAAUAUUUCUUCUCUGAGUAGAAAGAGACCAUAGUUCAUAUUGUGGUUUACUUACAUACAGCUGGGUGGGGGGUGCUCUUGGGUGGUUAUCAAGUGGGGAAAAAUGAAACUACAGCACUUACAACCUUACUUUUAUAAGGCUAUUUGGGAUGGUCCUUGAAAUUUACAAUUUCGUAGAUUCACCUCUGACUUUUAACUAGGAAAAGAUUGCUCCUUUAUAUGAAGACAGUGCCAUUGUUCUUAAGCUUCCUUUAGUCCCUUCUAUACACUGAGUCCAAAAAGAAACUUGGCUGGCUUUGAGACGAAAGUAUCCAGCUUAUCUGCCUAUCAAUUAUAUUUCUCUUCAUUCCAAACAGAAAACAGUAAGGCUUGCAUUUUCAAGGAGAAAAACGCAGUUGAGGAUGUUAAACGGAAAUACCUAAACAUCAGAAAGCAGUAUAAAACAUUUAUUGCAUUAUUGACACUAGGUGUCAUCAAAGCUAAAACCAAAUUUCCUAGAGUAAAACUUAACAUACAACAUUAGUCACUGCCCUGAACAGAUGCCUUUUCCACAUUCAAGACCAAUAAGAGUCCUCUGAGUGGAAAGACUCUACAAGUACUGAAUAUAAAAUUUAUUUCGGCAUUACAUUCUGAAAAUAAAUAACCAUUCUAACAAAUGAGGGAACCGCUUUAUGUUCUAUCUGCCUGAGACUUGCAACUUGGUUUCCUGUGGACUUUCCAAAAAAAUUACAUAAGAUUUCCUGACUAAAUAAGAGAUGUAUGCUGGGGAAGGGGAAGAGAGACGGAAAGAUACAAAGAUCAUGUGAUUUCUUUUGUCCAUUCAUCAAAUGCUUUCCUUAAUCUAGCUACCAUAAAAGUCAGUUGACCUGCAUACCUGGGCAUUGUUUAAUCUCAUUAUUUUACCUGUGCAAAACAAGUGCGCAAAGAAAAACACCUAUAUACUGUGUCUGUACAGACACACAAAACCUGAGUCACAAUAAAAAGUUUUUAAUAUAAGAAAACUUUUCUUAAUGUAGGAAAAUAACCUUUAAAGGGCCAAAAAUACCUUUGUACAAUAUAAUCAGCUGACUCUAAAACUUCAAUAUGCUUAAGUAUCACAUAUUUUUAUAAGACCCAAUGAAAAAAGGAAUCAUUUACAUUUGAUAAUUUUCUUAGAGAUACCCACAUUUUUAUUUCUAACAUCUAUUUUUCAUUCCCCUGAAUUCAUUAACUUUUCAACAACAACAAAAAAAAAACCUAAAUAAAAAGCACAUUAAGCAUGGGGACUGUUAAAUUUCUGAUGAAUAGUUCCUGAUUUUUUCCUAAAUACUGAGGACGUAGGAGAUUUGGGGUUGCUAGGCAUAUAACUUACUGCCAAGCCACAGUGGAAUUCUAGAAUUCAAAAUAAAAUAUUUAAUCUGCUAUUAAGAGAAAGAUUACUUGGAAAAAUAUUUUGUAGAUGGAGUUGGGCCAAAGUCUGCAGAAAGCUAUUCUCUCACUUGCAGGCUCCCUUUCUGCAGACAGUUAACUCAAAACUCCUUUUUUUCUCUAUGCUCCAUUUCCUUAGCUUUCAGUAGGUUUCUUACCUUUUCCUUACUUGAACCCUGAAUUGUCCCAACUGUAGCUCCCUUGCUUACAUUCGGCCACCAGUCACAAGGAUUCCUUUGCUUCUCUAGAUCAUUGUUAUCUCUUCCUCUUCCUCAGGAGCUCAGUUCUCUGGGAUGACUCCUUGGCUUCCCCUCAUGUGCCACUUAACUACUCAUUGGGAGAAAAUGUUUAAAUGUCCCCAUUGUCCUAAAAUUAGACACCGAUUUAAGGCUCCAUUCAGGACCUACUUAUUCCCUGGGCUCUAUACAUCUCAGAUGCAUACUAAGGAUAUUUAAUAGAAAAUUGAGUGCAAGUUGCUUCUCUCAUGUUGCCUCCAAAUGGCCAUUGCCAUUAGUUACACAUUUCUGUCCGGUAAGUCACUGACAGAAGAGGAAGCCAUCUGAACAGAAAAGGUUCAGUCCCGGCAUCUGUAGUUGGAUAGGAGGGCACUUCGAAUACUUGGAUCAAGAGGUGAAGGGAUUCUGGGCAGUGGGCCUGGUUGGGAAUAGGGUGGGCAAGAACAUGCAGUGGGGUAGGGGUUUAGAGGCAUUAGCCUAGGGAACUGUAGUCUCUCCCUGCCUUUUUAUAUGACACUUGCCUGAGGAUCACUAGAAGGAUUUUGUAUUGUGCAGAAGGCUAAAAGCAGAGUCACACUUUCUCUGCCAAUAGACUCGUUACCAUGGGAACCAAUGCAGAAAAAUGAAAAUAUGACAAGAAGCUGAGGAUUAAAUGUGGAGAAAAUUGAUAGGGAGUUGGUUUCUACAUGGCAAUUUGAGCAUCAGAGAUUUAAAGAAACAGGAUGUUCCUUGUGUGGUCAGACCAAUGAAAAUGGACAAAAUGACUUGUUGGUAGCAGAUCCUGGAGGCUGAGAUGUGGGGAAUGUGGAGAGAAAGCAGUUAGCAUGUUGUAGUUUGGAUAAGGGGAGCUCUUGAUAAAAUCCAGCCCCAUCCCUGGUGAGGCUGAAUUCCUCAGCCCAAGUGUCAAGUUAACCAUAUGAUCAAAGCUGCCCUUUGAAAAGCAGACUGCUGUAACAAUUCUCUUCUCACCCUUCCAAAGCCAGGACACUCUCCCUGACAAAAGUAUUGCACACCUAAUAUAUUAUUGCUUCAAACAUUUUCCUGAACAUUAAAAAAAAAAAAUCACCACAAUUUUAAAUUUGUGGUUCUCCUCCCCCAACAAGCAGCUACUGCAAGUAACCUAGAAUUUAGCUUUUCAUUAAGGAAAUAAUUAUUUCACUUCACCUGUUACAAGUCCUCUCUGUGUAUGCCCCUCUGUCAUUCUAGAGUUGAUAAUAAACUGAUUAAAAGACUCCGGGAUUCCAAGGCAUCUGUACAAAGACUUGGAAGUUUCAGCAAGGACUUGAAGUUUCAGCCUAAUCUGAGAAAGGCAGACUUAACACACCGCACUUUCAGAGGCUCUAGGGCCACUGCACCAUCCUGUCCCCAAGCUUCCCAAAAGGCUGUUUUCUGAAAUCCUGUGAUUAAGCCUCAUUGCUGUGACUUAAGUGUUGGCCUAUAUUUAAAUACAAUUGUCCUCAGGAGAUGACGACAAAUCACACUGCAGAUGAUUUGAUCCUUCCAGGAGAGCUAGUUUUCAAGUAGUAGUGACAUCCUCCCCCUGCCCCACCCUCCCAACACACACAAACUAGAAACAACACCACCCAGGAAGUAGGAGACAAACCAUUAUUGGAUAGUUGUCUUUAGGGUACAUCUAACUGCAAAUGGUCUGGAUAAAAUAAGCUCUUUGUGCAGUAUGCUAAGUACACUGGACAGAGAUUUCACUAGAAAUGCUUUUUGCUUUCUCACUAAUGAUUUGCUGUCCUAUUUGUUUGAAUUUCUUACUGAAGCCUUUGAUAAUCCCAACAAUGAGUUCUUGAAAUGCCAAAAGCCCGUUAAUUUCUGUUUUCCCCAGAGUGCCUGGAGAAUUCUGAAAUCCCAUAAAAUGCCUGAAGUUUCCUCCACUCUCAGGGCUUGGAGGCAAACUUGAUAAACAGAGAUUUGAGUACAGUGGUCUUGCUUAUGCUAAAAUAACUUCGAUAAAUAUUCCAGUGAAUUUCAGGAUUUGAGACUUGUAUGGUUGGCUUUUGCAGGGAGGAAGCAUUAAAAUAAUCUGACACAGGACUGAUCUUUAAAGCCGCAGGAAAGACGGCUUUAUACUAGGGACAGGUAAGCACAUCUCUUUCUGUGGUGAAUAAAGCAUAGUAGGGUCUUCACAAGCAGCUAUGCCUUUGAAUUUGACAUAUGAUAAAUAAGACACUGCUUCUUUUCAUUUCUGAUACAGUCUCAGGUAGCAGAUGCCUGGAGAAGACAAAUUGGUGUGGAUGAAACUAAAGAUGAUUAGCUUUUUCGAGACUUUGUAUUGGUGGUCUCCCGGGUAGAUCUUGGACAAACUUGAGUUCCUCUAGGCUGAGAGGCCCCCUAACACAAUUGUAUUUAAUAGUUUUACCAUAUCCGUUCACUCUUCAGACAAGAAUUUAAAACUGUUAUAACACUUGUCAUGAUGUAUUGAGAAUUUAAAUUUGAUUCCUUCAGUUUUUUUAGUCAGUUUGGUUUCUCCUCUCAGUUUUCUCUGGGGUUGUGUAAGUGAUUCCCUGCUAUUUCAUGUACCCUAAGGAGUUAGAGACACAACUUUCAUAGAGUUUUCUCAGGUUUAGCAGACAGUCCGCAUUAGUUCACAAAAGAACCAAUCUUGGCACUAUUAGGACAUUUACUGCUUUUAACUGUCACAAGAAUUUGGAAAUACAAAAGCUGACUUACAAGUGGAAUGAUGAUGUCUGCAUAGUAGGAAUGUGAUGAGUAAGUCUAGAGUUCAGCAUGCUGACUGUAGUUAAUAAAAUUGUAUUAAAUACUGGAGAUUCGCUAAAAGGGUAGAUUUCAGGUGCUCUUACCACACACACACACACACACACACACACACACACACAAAGUAACUGAGGAGAUGAGUUAAUUAGCUUGACUGUAAUAAUUUCAUUAAUGUAUUUAUAUAUUGAAUCCUCAUGUUGUACAUCUUAAGUAUUUAUAAUUUUUAUUAAAAACUAAAAAACAAGGGCAUCAUACCCCAUAGCUGUUAAAUAAACAGUUCUGUUUAAUAGUGCCAAAAAAUAAAAAAAAAUAAAAAAUAAAAAAGAUGGCUUUUUCAUGUUGGCCACCAAAUAUAUAUAGAUACUGGGCUUUUUCCAGUAGUUUUCAAACUUCAUGUCCAGCAAUAUGCCCAAAGUGGUACUUGAGGGUCAGGAGCCCACAGGUUAAGUAUUGAAGAAACACAGUCUCAUUUUCAACUGUAAGCAUGCUUCACAAUCCUUUGCAAAUCGUUUUAAUAAACUUACAUUUUCUAAUUUGAUGCACAGAGAUACUAAAUGACUCCAAGGGAAAAGCCACCACUUCGUCUCUAAGUGGCAACUGAUUUUCCAGACCACAGUUGAACUCAGACACUUUUUGAACCCACCUCUAUGAUAUAGUUGCUGUCCUACCUCUAGGCUAACUCCAACCUGAGUUAAAAAAAAAAAAAAAAAGCCUUAAUUUAACCUCAAAGAACAAACAAAAACGCUGGGAUUUUGUUCAAUGUAAAACGGUAUCUGGUCUUUCUCUUGCCAGUGUCGUCCCUGACGAGAUUUUUCCCUCAGAAUAAUUUACAGGAAUUUAGAUGGCUACCGCUUCCCAGUGCUUAGAGGUGUUGCCCUGUGGAAUUGCAGACACUGAAGGACCUUUGAGAAGGAUCUGGAGCUAGGCCCCACGGGCAUCUCAGCCCCUCUCUGACGCCAUGCGUGAGACUUGGUCUGUAUACUUGCAUACUUCCAGGCUCUCUUUGGUGUUUUGCUUCCUAGAAAAUUUUAUUAUAGGUGCUGUUCAAGUUGCUUUUCAUACUGAACUCUAAUGGGUCCUGUUCUGUUCGUAAACACAAAGCAUCCUUCUAAUAGUGGGGUGUUUGCUAAUAGUAAAGAGUGUGAUCUUUUCCUUGUCUGUAAGUGCACACGUAUUUAGAAUAUGCAAGUCCACCAGAAUUAUUUGCAUUUUUCUUGUGUUUAAAAUACAAGUGAAUUAUUUUAAAGCAAAGUUUCAACAGACACCAAAGGUUCACUGCUCUGUUCUCUCCUUUCCUCAGAUUGAUCUCCUCCAGCAGCACAGUAGGCCUUUGUUACUAAGCUGCAGUGCUCUCCCUCCAGGAAGGAGGAGCUGCCCUUCAGCCCCUCUGACUUUGGCCCUUAAGGACAAUCCGUUGGAAGGACAAAGCCAAGUGAAAGCGGAAAGUCAGAACUCAGCUGGCCUAAUGACUAUUCCUCCCUGCUACGGUACAUUCUAGAUGAGGACUACAGUUAUUUCCAUUCCCGUGUCACGUUAGACAUUGUCCUUUUUGGAAAAGAACAUAUAUGAGGGACAGGAGCCUGCCUUCCUAAGGGAAUAGAAAACUCAUCCUCACUCACAUUAUAAAAACAAUAAAACUUGAGGGGUGCUUGGGUGGCUCAGUCGCUUAAGCAUUCAACUCUUGAUUUCGGCUUAGGUCAUCAGGCUCCAAGCUCAGUGGGGAGUCUGCUUGAGAUUCUCUCUCGCUCCUCUGCCCCUCCCCCGUCUCCAGCCCACUCUCUCUUUCUCUCUAAAAUAAAUAAAUCUUCAAAAAAAAAAAAACAAUAAAGCUGAAAGGAAACAUUUGCCAUCUUAUUAGACUGGGAGAGAAAGUGAUAAUACCUUAUUCUCUGUUCUCUCCUCAUAUCUUGUGGACACUACACAGCAUUUAUUAAACUUUUUGUGUCUGUCUCCCCACUACACUGUUUCUUGAGAGGGGGAUGGUAGCUUAUUUAUAUCUCCCACUGUUCUCAAAAUCCUUUGCUCAUUAAUAUUUUUUAUUUAAUUGAAUGGUACAGCAAGACAAAGAUAAAUUGUUUUAAUUACUGAUAACUUUUUAAAAAGGAUAAGCCACAGAUUGGCUAGAGAGCAGAUCUCAGGAUGGCCCAGAGGAAGACCUAGGAGAGCAUGCUUCCACUGCUCUCUAAGCCAGAUCUAUUCUAGCCUACACAAAGGCCUGGCUGAAAAGCUUCUAAAUAUGGGUAUAGAUUGUGCAGGUGUAGCUGAACAUGCUGGAGGUAUUUAUGGAAAGUUUAAAAAAGAAAAGAGGAAGAAAGUAUAGUAUUUUAACUCUGAGUAGUUUACGAUGACCUAGGUUCCUAGAUCACAGGGUAAUAACUAUCAUUUUUCAGAAAUAUGUGAAAACCUAAAAAAAAAAGUGACUGACGUGCAUGUGUGCAUGCGUGUGUGUGUGUGUGUGUGUGAGACAGAGUCCCAAGUUUGAAUUUCUCUGGGAAAUGGUUACAAACCUAUAUUUGUAAUGUUUUCCAGCAACUUUCAUGCUUUUAUAUCAUAGUGAUGGCCUGCUAGAGAAAUCUGUCUUGAUCAUAACAAGAUGUGGGAUUCUAUCAAGUGCAAAAUACUUAUUGCUAAAUUGAAUGACACCGUAAGUAUGGCUGAAAAAUUAUGCUCAUAGGGCAAUCCCCAAAGAAGGUUGAAUGAAUUUCCUAAGAAAGAGCACACUAUAUUCAUGCUUCGUGGUCAUGGGGCCAGAAGGAAAUGGUUUCCUCUGGAGGAAAACACCAGAGGAUUUAAGUAGUUUCACAUAGACUUCAGGAAAGAAGAACAUGUUUUCCUUCUAUUCUUGCUUGGGAUUGGAAGAAGAAAAGAUUAAAUGCUUGGAAGAGAAACACCAUGAACCCACAAAUAAAUAGGACUUUGAUGUAAUUAACGAAGGAGAGUCCCAAACAAGGGUGCUGGCUAAGCUGUGAGGGUGAGGAUAUAAUUAACUUAGAAGAAGUGAACAGUAACAUUUGGCUUUUAAAGCUAUGAUCCAGCCAUCAUGUAAGGAAGCCUGUCCUAGGCACAUUUAAAUCCCGAUGUUUAAGUUUUAGAGAGCUCAUUUAAAAAUAUGUAUUGUAAAUAAUGUGUACCAAAUAUCUUUCGACAUAUUUAGAAUGAGCAUAUCUGAAGGAAUAUCUGGUUAAAAUAAUGGCAGAUAGACACAAAAUAUUUGGAAACCACAAGCAAAUUAGAGAACUAUUAAAAUGGCACAUGUAAUAAUUAACCUGAACAAUUGGGAAUAUCAAAACUAAGUCACACGUUCACCAAGGCUUAGAGAGAGAGCAGUCUCUCUCUCUCUCUCCCCCCCCCCCCAUGAUUGGGUCCCUCUAUGAUUGGGAUACAACCAGAGAGGUUUAGUCAAAAAAUAUAGAAACUACUUAAAAUAACUCAAAGCUCUUAAUUUGUUUUCUCAUAAUGUUUGAAUUUAAAGUGUUGUUUCAAAUUAAUUAUCUCAAAAGAGUACAGAGAUGGGUGUUAACAGUUUUACCAACAGUUUAUUAGCAGUUACUUAUUCACAGUUAAAUUAGCACAACAGGUGUGAGAAGGGACUGUCCAGAGUGUAUGGUCAUUCCAAGCUAGAGACUUGCCAAGACAUGGAUACAAAAUAUAGAUAUAAAGGCUCCAUCUAGUGGCGGCUCUUCCUAACUGCAGCUAUGUUUCUAAAAAGUACAUGGCUCUGUCCAACUACAGAUGAGGAUAGUAUAUAUCAGAUUUAAGCCCAGCAAUUUAAACCGAGACUUCUUGGGAUGAAACACAUGUUUUGUUGCUUUAUCAGGGUGGGUUACUGAGUUAACUGGCAGCCUCUUCUCUGGAGGAAAUUAAAAAUAGCAUUAAUUAUUUCCAGAAGUUAGAAAAAUGAAACAGGUCCUCUCAAGGUCCUUUUCUAUCUUACAAUAAAGCAAUAAUUUUCCUCAUUUCCCCUCAGAAUUUACCUAUGGCUAACUUGUUUGAUAUUAGUCUUUAUUUCAGAGAACUGCCGGUUUAUUUUUUUGAAAUGAGAUAACUUUUGGUGAUUUUCCUUAUACUGGGAAGUUGCGUGUCAAAAAAUUAUUCACUACAUUAUGAAAGUAGUUUCUGGAAAUAAAUAGCAAUGAAAUGAAAUAUAAUUCUACUAUAUGUCUUAUUUUUCAUUUUGAAUUCUUUCUACUUCUAAAAGAAUGGGAAGGAGGCCAGAAACCAAGAAGAGCUGGAAAGAUCACUCUUCCAGCCUGGAGAGGGGAAAGGAGAGGAAGGGAGUGCUGGGGCUGUCUGAAGGAGGGGUGUGGUCACCAACAAAUUGGAGGGUCUGUCUCUGUCUGAUUUCUGUCAUCCAGUUUCUCAUUGUUCCUCUCUGUCAGUCCUUUAUCUCCCUUCUUUUCCCUUUUUCAUUCUUCUCUAAUAACUUACUAAUUUCUCUCCUUCAUCCAGCCCUCAAGUCUGCUCUCACUCAUUAUUGUAAAAUACUCUUACUUAAAGUACUCUUAUUAUUCUGAAAUAUCCUUACUAUAAAAUGUUACUCUCUCAACUAAUAAUUUACUUUUCAUUUUUCACUUCAAUUGGUUCAAACAGACAUUGGCAUUCUCUCCCUCUGUAAAUAUAUAACACGGGGCUAUAAGACCCAAGUGUAGACCUCUGGAGAGUUUGAGGCACCAUACUCUUAAAGAAAAUGAUGAUGAAAGUUUCCUUAAUGUAUACUUAUGGCUUCUAGAGUUUAAAAAAUCCUGAAAAGAAGCCAUCAUCAGCCAGGUAGUAAGUUCUCUUCAUGUAAGGACAUAGCAAGUUCCCCUCAUACAAGGAAAUGAAAAGACAGAGGCAGAUGGAGUAAUUAUUAUUUGUAUAAGCAAAAUAGUAGAUGAGAAAUGGAUUUAACUUUGGGACUAUUUCACUAAAUUCUGAAGUCAAUGUGCUUUGCAACUCAAAUAGAAAAGUAAGGGAAAUAUUUCUGAGAGAAAGAUAAGAAAGAAACUCUUUACUUGCAAGGAAAUCAAGAUCCUAUGAGGUAAUAAAGGAAUUGUGUGGUUAGGAGCGUACCAACCCAGGGCUUUCCCCUCUUAGACACUACUUUUUUUUUCAGGGGCUAGAUUCUACUCUUUUUCCCCCUAUAAUGGAAGUAUCUAAUGAAGUUAAUGCUAAUGGCAGUAUAAAUAGCUUUCUCUCUACUUUGAUAUCAACAGGCCAGAUUCAGACCUCUAUAAAAGUUUGGCAGGGAACAUGUGGUUUUAUCAAGUAAUCUAGAUUUUCUGUGAUCUGUCUAAAUAGUUAUCAUGUUCAUGCUAUAGCCUCUGCAGCUUUUCUUGAUAAUUUUGGCUGGAGUAUAUGACAUUUUCACUUUAGGGAUGCAAAUGGUGGAAUCUGUCCAAGAAAAGAUGCCAAAAUGUAAUGCGUAAACAUUGUCAGACUGAACUAUGGCCAAAGGCCUGUGGACAGACUCCUCUUUAUUCUAGAAGAGGCAGCAUGAGGCUGAAGUUUCACUAAAUUUUAGAGCUAAAAUAGGGCUGGGGACUCCCUCUUCCCGACUACCUCUUCCUAACCCCAUUCCCAACCCAACUCUCUUAACCAUGCCUCAUGCCUCCAAAUUUUAAAAAUAGCUUGCACAAAGUAAUCUACCAAGUCACAAUGUACAGGGAGAACAGCCUUAAAAAGGGUCUAAAACCAGAUCUAACUAUACACUUUUGUCUUCUCAGUUCAGAGUCACAUCACCUCUCUAGGCUUUGGUCCUCCGAUACGAUGAAGGAACUGGCCUUGAUUAUCUUUUUUUUUUUUUUAAGAUUUUAUUUAUUUAUUUGC
Molecule: messenger RNA, 14999 nt
Organism: Ailuropoda melanoleuca (giant panda)
Lineage: Eukaryota; Metazoa; Chordata; Mammalia; Carnivora; Ursidae
Gene: LRRC40
Product: leucine rich repeat containing 40
Exons: 15
Coding region: 49-1860 (603 amino acids)
Cellular component (GO): cytoplasm
Molecular function (GO): protein binding
Source: RefSeq, a predicted model, not a curated record